ACCACAUCCCGAAUGGAGAAAUACGUGCGCAUUGGCGAAACGCUGCAAUCGUGUCGGCUCUUUGGACAGCACGAGUUCAUCACACACGAGCGCCUGAGCCCAGCGACUGACUGUGUCCGCCUACUGGACGCGCGCGUCGAAGCUGAGUUCGGCGCUGAGAUGGCUCGGUUGUGGAAUUGUCCUGAUGGCGAGGAGUGGACAACGGAGUGCGCGUGGAAUUUUGAGCUACUCAACAACAGCCUGGAACGCCUGCGGGAUGUGGACACCUUUAUUGUUGUUCCAGAGCACAAGACCCUGGUCGCGAUACGCGCGAGUUUUUGCAGACACAAGGGAAUGGGAGAGGCGUUCCCCGUGGGCGUGCACUACCCCUACCGAGUCAUCCUCCUCGAUGAGAACCUCCAAAAUGCCGGGAACCACCUCAUAUACUAUCCGCGCGUCGCCAGCACCACCGAAACCAACACAGACGGCAGUCCAGUCGUCGCGGCCACCGGGCCGGUCGUGCUUUCAUGGGCCACGUGUAAUGACGCGCACACGUGGCCCGCGUUCCGUUCGCACGUGCACCCGCUCUUCGCCGCGUUCGGCGCCGCGCUGGUCUUGGCGCGCUGCGGAGGCUUAGCGGCGGUUGCAAGCGUGGCGAUGGACGCGGAGUAUGCGGAUUCUCUCGCGGAGCUCGAGGAGGUCUUCGGCGUGUGGGCAGCCGCAGUCGGCUUUGCCCGGCUCGCGCCACUUCUGCGGGAUAAGCCGGUCUUGGGCCUGCAGCUGACGUGA
Messenger RNA from Mycena indigotica, 768 nucleotides. RefSeq lists its product as uncharacterized. Lineage: Eukaryota; Fungi; Basidiomycota; Agaricomycetes; Agaricales; Mycenaceae. The record is from RefSeq and is a predicted model, not a curated record. The coding region runs from base 13 to 768 and encodes 251 amino acids. The transcript is spliced from 3 exons.